Molecule: messenger RNA, 7415 nt
Organism: Oncorhynchus kisutch (coho salmon)
Lineage: Eukaryota; Metazoa; Chordata; Actinopteri; Salmoniformes; Salmonidae
Product: A-kinase anchor protein 12
Exons: 4
Coding region: 296-4792 (1498 amino acids)
Biological process (GO): signal transduction; regulation of protein kinase C signaling
Cellular component (GO): cytoplasm
Molecular function (GO): calmodulin binding; protein kinase A binding
Source: RefSeq, a predicted model, not a curated record
AGGUAGAAAGUCACAGUGACACGAUGCUGCUACCAAAUUAAGUGAUUAUGCAACGCUUGCUAUUGCACACUGGCCUUGGCCAUGUUGUAGGGAGGGGAGGAGCGGGGUCCUAAAAGAGUUCGCUGCCUCUCACGUUUUAUCACUUGAGCGCUCGUCUCGGUCCUAGGACGCAUUUUAGGCGCGUGGAUGCAUACUUGCUAUCACUGACUACCUUUUUUUAAAUUGCUUUUAUCGCAUUUGCCGUGGUUUCCGGACGAGCAGGAGCCAAAGAGUUGAAAUAAGUGCGGUUUUCGCUAUGGGAGCACAGACCUCAGCGCAUCGGGACGGGAAGAGCCAAGAGGAUGCUUCAGCCGAGAAUCUGAGAUCAGCGGUGAACGCGAUUUCGGAGGGAGAUAGCGUCGUCGAAUCCAAGUUCCAGCAGAAGAAUGGACAGAAUGGACACGAAUGGCUCAAUGACCACUCAGAGGACAACACCCUAGCAGAGGAAGUUGAUGGCGUGUCCGUGUCUCGGAAGGAGGAUGUUCUUGAGACAAUGGACUCCCUCCAGGCUGUGGUGGCCUCUCAGGUGAACAGAAAGGAGGAGGAGAAUGAGUCUCCUGAUGCCAACAACAUCACCAGGCCUGAAGAGAAGGUUGUUGAGGAGGAACCGGGCGAGGCCAAUGAGGUGGGCUUCAAGAAGAUCUUCAAUUUCAUUGGCUUCAAGUUCACUCUGAAGAAGGACAAGAAUGAGAAGACUGACCCGGUGCAGAUGCUGAAGUUGAUGGACAAGGAAGUGGAAGGAGGGACUAAGGGGUCAGAGGAAACUAAGGAGGAAGCCGCCACUGCAGAGGAGGGGAAGGCAGCUGAGCCAGAGACCGCCACUGUUGAGGCUGACUUCUCUGAAACCACAACUGAGGCUGCAACUCCAGUGGAUUCCCCAUCUCAGACUGUGGAUGGAGAGGCUGCAGAAAAAGAGCCCUCGGACCCAACUGCAGCUGCAACUACCCCACGUGGCCAGGAGGCCCCCCUGUCCCCCUUCAGAAGGUUCUUUACACAGGGAAUCUUCUCCAAUCAGCGCAAGAAGGCAAGUAUCAAAAGAGCCAAAGAGAAGGAACCAAAAGAGAAAGCUGCUGAGGAGAAGAUAAAGGAGGGAAAGGAGAUAGCAGAGGAUGGGCUGGAGGAGGAGCGAGAGAAAGCAAAGGAAGAGGUGAAGGAGGUGGAGCCAGUGACAACACCAGAAACUGAGACACCUGAAGUAUCUGCGGUAGAAAUCAAAGAGGAGAUCCAAGCCGAAUUUGCCAUGGAAACCUCAGAAGCUGCUAUUACUGAUGACGCCAAACAAGCGGAGGAGAAUGUUGAAGAAGCUGUGGAAUCAGACAAGGCCCCAGUUGAGGUCACCACCGAGGCUGAGCUUUUCUCAUCCCAGAAGAAGGUCAAGGCCCAGGGUAGCCCACUGAAAAAGCUGUUUACUGGGUCUGGCCUGAAGAAGCUCUCUACCAAGAGACAGAAGAAAGACAAGAAAGAUACGGAGACCAAGCUGACCGAGUCUGGGGAACAGGCGGCUGAACAGCUCCAGUCCUCUACAGAGUCGGCAGAGGUCCAGAAACCUGACAGUGGGGCAUCAUCUCCAGAGGAGUCUGGUGAGCAUGCCAUCGGGGUGGAAGCCACCCAAGCUGAGGCCAGCCAAGAGGCUGAUGAGGAGGUAACAAGCUCAGACGAAGGGAAGAAGAAAGAAGGUAUCAUGCCCUGGUCCUCCUUCAAGAAGCUGGUGACACCCAAGAAACGAGUCAAGAGGCCUUCUGAGAGCGAGGACGAGGCAACUGUUGAGAAGGCCAUGUCGGCCACCCUGUUCUCCACUGACAGUGCCGUGUUUGUGGAGAAAAAGAAAGAGGAGCCAGAACUCCCUGAAGAGGAGCCAAAAGCCGAAACCACAGAGGACCUGGAGGGCACCACAGAGGACACCAAAAAGAUGAAGAUGGACACCUCACUCUCCUGGGAGGCCCUGAUGUGUAUGGGUGGAAACAAGAGGAGGACCAGGAAGACCUCUGACUCUGAAGAUGAGGAGACCAAAAUCGAAGAGGAGGCACCACCAACUGGGGAAGAGCAGAUUAAGACAGCAGUCUCUCCUUUUGGCAGCUCUGGAGAGGCAGAUCAGGAAAACACAGUGUCAUCCCCCGAACCAUCCACUAGCCCCGCCGCAGGAGACUCCACAUGGGAUACUCUCAAGCGUCUUGUCAGCCAUAGAAAGAAGCCCAAAAACGAGGAGAUGACAGAUGAAUCUGGUGGUGAACAGGUAAUCUCAGACAGUGAAAUUCCCAAAGAAGAUUCCUCCUUCUCUCUGAGGAAACUCAUUCCUGGACGCAGAAAGAAGAAGCUGCUUUUCUCCAAUCUGGGGUCUGGCGAGGAAGAUUCCGACACACCAGCCGUGGUCCCUCUCUCAGAGUACGACAACGAGCACGCCGAGAGUAAAGAAGAGGCUGAAGCUGAAAUGACAGUGGAGACAAAGGACUCUGAGGAAGCAGCACCAAUCACUCAGGUCCAAUUGUCCAUUGAAGAGAGAUCCCCCUCUUGGAUCUCAGCCACGGCUGUCAUGGAAAACCUCCAGGAGAUCCCACAUGAUCAGCUGAGUGACAUCCCAGAAGAGGGUGCCGCCACCCCCAAAUCUGCUGACACCACCAUCGCAGAGGACAUUGCAGAACAGACCUUAGAGGCAGUCCCAUGCCAAGAGCAGGAACCUGAGUUAUCUGUUGUCGAGGUGACUGCAAAUUCUGAUGCCAAGAACAUUUUAGAGCAGAUCCCAGAAACAGUCACUUGCCAGGAGCCUGAGCUGUCUGUUUCCGAGGUAACUGAAGAGAUGAUCCCAGCCACGUAUGGCAAAACCACCCCUCUGCCCAAUGAGCCUGAGACAGAGUCUUUGGAGGUCCCGCAGGAGGCUGUGGAGCUGCUCAGUGAUCUUCCAAGCCUGACUUCUAUGGAAAUCAUAGAGAUCCAACUGGAGGAGGCUGCUUCCAUCCCAGAACCCACACCGCCGAUCAAGUUCACCGAAACCAAAUCAAAGGUUGUCUUGAUGGUGCAUGAAGAAAUUGAGGGUUCUGCCAUCUGCACUGACCUGGGCACCAAGGAGAUCACCAAGGUGGCUGUGGAGAAGCUUGUAAUUCCCACCAUGGAAUGUCUACCUGAGAUCAGCAAUGGUCUGUCCACUGAGAUGCCGGUAGAAGAUAAGGCUUAUCCAACUGAGGCGGCUGACGCUAAUGAAGACCCAGUAUUCAAGGCUCAAGUGGAGCAGGUCGAAAGCAUAUUCCUGGAGCCGCCACUAGAGAAAACUAUUGAAGACAUCCCAGAUCCUGAUAUAGCCACUGAGGGUAAAGAGCAUGAAGAUGAAAAGGUCGCCACAAUCAAUAAUAUCAAGAUGGAGGUUGAAAUUGUUGAGGCCCCUGCGGUGAAUGAGAACAUUGUGGACCCCAUUGUACCAACUGUCGAAGACUCCAUUGCCGCUAACAUUGUGGAUGGCUCUGAGGCACCUGUCAUUGAGGUCAAAAGUAAAGAAGAGAUGGCAGCUGUCGAAGAGAUUGCUGCUGUAGAGGAGGUGAAUGAGCCUGCUGCCCAAGAAAUGGUCCCUUCACUAACUGAUGCCAACCAACCCACAGUCACUGAAGUGCGCGAGGCAGCCAUUGUUGCCCCUGCUUUAGAGUUUGCCAUUGUAAAGGAGACCACGUACCUCGUCUGCCCAAUGUCCGAGUCCUUGGAAACCCAGCAAGUGGAGGUCACAGAGGCUGUGGCAGUGGAAAAGCUCUCAGUGGCAGUUGCAGGGCCCGAUGGCGAUGACCAAAUUCAAGUGCAGGUGACUGAGGUUGGCAUUACAGAGGCUGAAGAGACAAAGGAGGCAGAGGCCAUGGAGGAGACAGGCUUGGUCAUCGCUCAGGUGGUUAACCAGAGUGCUGUGGAGAAAGUGUCUGAAGCAGAGUUUGAACCCAAAGCGCCUGCCUCUGCCACUGCUACCAUCACAACUGAAGAUGCACUACCAGUCCAGGCGGUAGCAACGAUAGAGAAAGAGAUUGAACUAGUUGCAGAGGAGAAACCUGUCAUUGCUGAAACAUCUGUAGUCCAAGUUGAGGAACCAGCACCAGAAACCCCAGCAGAGGUGUCUACUACUCCAGAGGCACCAGCCGAAAAACCACCAAAGGAAGUCCACGAGGCUGUCCAGGUCAUUGAGACCGUUCCAGUCACAAUUGAAAAUACAAAGAGUAUCAUGGAAGAGGUUACCAAGGAGGUGGAGUAUGUUCUCAAAGAGGAAGUAGAGGAAAUUAAACAUGAAGUGGAAUUAAAGCAAGCAAAGGAGGUCAAUGUAAGUGUGGAGAAAGUUGUAGAGGUUGAAGUUGUAACAGAGGUGGAACAGACAGAGAGUGAGACAGAUGGAAAGAGAGAGGAUGAGAUCAAAGUGGUAGAUGGCAACAUUGAGACAUUAGAGGUUCAAGAAGUUCCACAAUCUGAGGUAGAGGAAGUAGUUAAGGAAUUCCAACUUGAGGUUCAACAAGCUGAGGUAAUAACGGUGGUUCAGGAAGUGAUAGCAGAGGUUCCCACUCCAGAGACAGCUGAAGAGAAGUCAGAAGCAACGAUUGUGACAGAAGAGACCCCAGUCCCAGAUGCCCCCACAGAGACUGCUGAAGCCCCAGCCCAGCCAGAGGGGACAACUGCAGAGGUCGUGAGCAGCUGUAGAUGCAAGAUGGUUGACUGGAAGACCGACUGUCCUGACCAGGAAGGGAGUGAUAGUGAAAAAGGGAGCGAGAGAAUGCUCUAUGGAGAAACACACUGAGACUCAGCUCCAACCCACCCUGCCCAGAGUGACUGAGCGACAACUUCACCCCUCUCCUUCCCCCCUGCCCCCUUCACCCCCUGCCCUGCAGCACCAGCCCCUUCACACAGAGGUGACCCCUCCCCACCCCUGGGGUGAAGCAUCAAUCCCCCUAAACACACACCAAGCCACUGUCCUAGUCCCACACAUCUGAAGCUUCCCACCUGGCUGAUAAUCAAUGUGAUGUACGCUUCCUGUCUUGAUGAGCUUCCAUCGCCCUUGCUGCAACUCGGGAGUAAUCUGUCCCCUGGAGAGUGUGUGUGUGUGUGUGUGUGUGUGUGUGUGUGUGUGUGUGUGUGUGUGUGUGUGUGUGUGUGUGUGUGUGUGUGUGUGUGUGUGUGUGUGUGUGUGUGUGUGUGUGUGUGUGUGUGUGUGUGUGUGUGCAAAGUGAGUUUGAGAAAGUGUGUGUGUGUGGUCUUAGAGUUGGAGGAUUAAUAUCUUGUUUAUUGUAUUUAUAUUUUGUGAGUAUUUUCUCAUUCUCCCCAUCCUUUAUCUUUUCUAUUUUUGAUUGUAUAGAAUAUAUGCCCUAUCUUCUCAUAUAUAUGUAAGACAAUGUCUGGAUUAUGCAGAAAUUCUACCUUAACAAUGGUACAGAUGUGAUUUCAAUGGCAGGGUCCGGUAUCAUUGAUUACAGAGGAUGACUUAAUGUGAAUAGACAGGGCGUGAGGUGAAAGCCAAUAGAAGUGCAACAAUCUUAAACUUUAACCUUUGACAUUGUACUUACCUUCAGCUUUCAGCCUGACAGUAUAUUUUCUGCUCCUACUGUAGAUAAAAUAUACUUCACUGGCUGACUGACUGUGAAAAAAGUAUUGUUACUUUCUGAAAUAUAUGGUGUGUAGAAAUACAAUAAAACACUAUAAUACACUACAAUGCAAAUUUUGCUGAGAUAACAAGGCCUAGUAGGAUGUAAAGUUGCAUAAUGGUAAAGGCCACGUACUCUCAUGCAAUGCCAUGCCAAUUGGCCACAUAGUGGCUCUAUAACAAGCGAUUGAAAAGGGAAACACCCCUCACCCCAUGUGACCUAAAGUCCUGAAAAACACUCGAUACUCCUCUGACACUGAAUGACCGAUCUCCACAGAACAUGGUACAUGGCAUCUAUGAACGAAUUUAGGAAAAAACCAAGGCUAACAGUUCUUCGAUGAAGGGUAUCUAUAUUAUUAUGAAGGUAAGUUAAUGUUUUCAUUAUGAAGAUUGCAUUUACACUGAUUUGUAUAUCUAAAUAACUAGGGUUUUGAAAUGUCACCCUAAGGCUUGCUUGAUACAGUGUACAGUACAAGUACGCCAAUAGUUUUUGCAAUAAUGUGUUUUAAGAACAAGAGUACUAAUGCAUGCGCUGUGUAGCAUUGAUAUAGUCCAUCGGAAAGGUUAUUUCUCAACAGGUUACAUCUGACACAAACAUUUCUAAACCAUCUCGAGUGGCGCAGCUGUCUAAGGCACUGCAUCUCAGUGCUAGAGGCAUCACUACAGACACCUUGGUUCGAAUCCAGGCUUUAUCACAACUGGCUGUGAUUGUGAGUCCCAUAGGGUGGCGCACAAUUGGCCCAGCGUCAUCAAGCUUUGGCUGGUGUAGGCCAUCAUUGUAAAUGAGAUUUGUUCUUAACUGGCCACAACGGUGAUCUUUUAAAUGAGCAAAGUAGGCAAUGCAUCUGAAGUUAUGUUAAACAACAUUUUUUGCUAUUUCAGUCAUGUUUAUAUGAGGCGAAGUAGUGUGAAAUUCUGUCAUAAGCAAAAUAUAAAUCAAUGUGUUUUUUUCCUGGUGCCACACCAGUAAUGCUUUCUUGGCCUUAAGUAACCAAUGGAGUAAAUUAGGCCAAAUUUUACCAGAGCGAAUAUGGACAAAGGGUCUUGGAGUAUGUGUUCAUGUAGGAUAACAGUGAUAUACCAUACAUUUUCUUUGUUUGAUGGCAAUGUCAAUAAAUAACAUAGUCAUAACAUAAUAACAUAGACCUUUGUUUCCAAGUAUGCAUGUAACAGUUAAACUGUUAGGGUUGUUACUGUCAUUCCAAAAGCAUUACCAACAUUUUCUAUCUUCAGAGUGUUGCCAAGUAUGGUACUAUGUUGCAGAAAACAGGAAGGGAAGCACUGCUAAGGUACACAAUAGUAGGGUUUGGUCGACAUGAAGGUGCACUUUCGUAGAAGGGUACACUGGUAAUCAAAAAGAAAGGAGGACCAGGGCACUCUUCAUAUAAUUAAUUAAAAUGCCUUCAUUUCUAUGACUGUUCAAGGGAAAUAAAGGUGAAAAACGACAACGCGUUUUGGCUGCGUGGCCUUCGCCAGGGAGUACAAAGAUAUGAUAAAACCAUGUCCUCUUUUGAACAGCUUUUUCCAAUCAACCCUGAUUUGAAGGGGGUGAGGUUACAGAAUUCAUUGUAAGCAAUACUAUACUCAUUAAAAAGUGAAAUACUGUAGAUAUGUUAUCAAAAUGCAAAUAAAGUCUAGAAGUAUCAGAACCCAUAGAAAGGUAGUUCUAACUUUGAAUAUAACUGGGUAAAGUAGCCGUAGCAAUUUUAGCAAUCUUGGUGGGGCAAACUCCCCCAAAAAGUUUUAGAUGCAUGCCAGCAAAGCCACUACACAGCACAACACA